Molecule: messenger RNA, 3956 nt
Organism: Erinaceus europaeus (western European hedgehog)
Lineage: Eukaryota; Metazoa; Chordata; Mammalia; Eulipotyphla; Erinaceidae
Gene: SLC31A1
Product: solute carrier family 31 member 1
Exons: 6
Coding region: 275-847 (190 amino acids)
Biological process (GO): copper ion transmembrane transport
Cellular component (GO): membrane
Molecular function (GO): copper ion transmembrane transporter activity
Source: RefSeq, a predicted model, not a curated record
GGCCUAGGUGGCGGUGGUGUACACGUCCUGCGGGGCAGAAUUGCAGGGGGCUUUGCAGAGUCGCGUCGUGGUGACGGCUUGAGGAUCUGAGGCAGAGGUGCCGGCGGCAGGACUGGAUCUGGAAAUGUGGGGACCAGAGACUUGACUUGUGUCCUUGCAUUCACAACUAGGUGCACCACCUCCUGGCCUCUAGAUUUUGACAUCUUAUUUGCUCUUCACAACUCUGAGAUUAGCAGGAUUCUUCUGCUGACUUAACUAUUUUUCCUGGAAAAACAUGGAUUAUUCCCACCAUAUGGGGAUGAGCUCUAUGGACCACAGCAGCAACAAUACCAUGACACCUCCUCACCAUCACCCUACCACUUCAGCCUCACAUUCCCAUGGUGGGGGAGACAUGAUGAUGAUGCCUAUGACCUUCUACUUUGGCUAUAAGAAUGUGGAACUGUUGUUUUCUGGUUUGGUAAUCAAUACAGCUGGAGAAAUGGCAGGAGCUUUUGUGGCAGUGUUUUUACUAGCAAUGUACUAUGAAGGACUCAAAAUAGCCCGAGAGAGGCUGCUGCGCAAGUCACAAGUCAGCAUUCGCUACAAUUCCAUGCCUGUACCAGGACCAAAUGGAACCAUCCUCAUGGAGACACACAAAACUGUCGGGCAGCAGAUGUUGAGCUUCCCUCACCUCCUGCAGACAGUGCUGCAUAUCAUACAAGUGGUCAUCAGCUACUUCCUCAUGCUCAUCUUCAUGACCUACAAUGGAUACCUCUGCAUUGCUGUCGCAGCAGGGGCCGGCACAGGAUACUUUCUCUUCAGCUGGAAGAAGGCAGUAGUGGUGGAUAUCACAGAGCAUUGUCAUUAAUGUCAAACCCCAUGGUGUGGCCUUAUCGAUCGCAGUGGAAAGUAGUUCAAGACUGGAAGACAAGAGUCCUAUUCUGAUCUUUCCAUUUUCUGCCCUUAUCUCUCUCUCUCUCUCUCUCUCACACACACACACACACACACACACACACCUGUUUUAACACAGAUUUAUCAAUAGCUUGCUGUGUGAAGCUAAAGUGGUAAUGUCUAUUUUGUCUUUUUUUGUUUCUAAUGAACUGAGAUUCUCAUUUUUCUUGAGAUGAAGCAAACUAUGAGAAAUCCUCUCCCACCUACCCCCAUCAUCUUAGAAUUCAGGUUAUAUGUUCUUGUCUAAUUCAGAUUACCUACUAUCCAAUGACUUGAUCACCUGAUUCCUUUUUUUAGUCUUUUUUUUUAAUAGAUGCUCUGUGAAUUUUCUGGGUUUUUCCUUCAUUAGGUGAUAAAAAAGGGAAUAACUCCAGCCAUGAUUACUAGCAGCUGAAGGAAGUUCCCAUUCAGCUAGACCUAGAACCUAAAUUUAAUGUUAAAAUUUAAAUUCCAGUCUUUGAACUCAAUGAGUGAGAGGAACAUUGUGCCUUUCCCUAGGUACAAUAUGUUGCACUGAAAUUGUAGUGUGCAGAGAGCUGGUUUGAACUAAAUAUAGUCCUGGAGUUUGCAAAAGUAUGCAUUCCUGGGUGGUUGACUCAUCAAUUGUAAUCCCACUUAACAUUUUGAUUAGAAGGAACCUGUCAAUCAAAAAAGAUGACAAUCAAUUUGGGAAAAUAGAAAUAGAUGUUUUAAAAUAAAACUAUUGGCAUUUUACAUUGAUUUGGUACCUUGGUUUGUCACAACUGAAUGAAACAAGAGUCUGAAUUGUUACCUCCUGUUUUUAUGUGUCUGCCUCCAAACCAGUGGUGUUCAAACUUGAACAUGCAUCAGAAUCACCUGGAUGGUUUCUUAAACAAUAAUUGCUGGAGCUCAACCCACAAUUCUAAAGUUGGUACUUCUAGAAGGUUCCCAAGUGACGUUCCUGCUGGUGGUCUGAAAACCACAUUUUAAGAAUCUGCUUUAAUCUACAGGAGUAGCACCUGGUAACUGAGCCAACCUGGUACUGGGCAUGGGGAUUUGAAUUUUAAUUGUUAAUUGGUAGGUAGUAUGUCUGGACCUAACUCACAUACUAAAUGCUACUGGUCAAUACUUAGUCAUUCCACAAACAUUUAUUCAGCUCCACCUGUGUGCCCAGGUGCAUGUGCACAAAAGGCUUUAGCCAAAGUGACUUAUCAGCAUGCAUGAAAUUACUACUCCUUAUUUUUAAAGAUCUAUGAUUUCUUAGAAAUAGUGUGAAGGUUAAGAAAGACCUUUGAUCUGCAUUGCAAAUCAAUCUGCCAUGGGCCAAAAGGGCCAAAACUCAGCACUCUCUUGGAGAGGCUAAGGGUGUGGUCUGCUAGUGGCCAGGAUUUUCUCAGCUCCCCAUCAUCCAUGCCCACACCGGAUGGAUCCUCAUCCUCUUCAUGACCAUUACUCUCUGGAGCUUACUUAGAUCACAAGUGACCAAAUUUUAUUUUCUGAAUGAAGAAUCACAUAUUUGUAUUGUUUGUUGCUUUCCACAGCAGUCUUAUUCCCUGUCCAAACUACCUCUGUAAUGUGACUUUUUCUGUGCUAGUCUGUUAAACCCUGCCCUCCUUGGUGCUAGACUCCAACUGUGCCUCUGGGCAGAGGAGACAAAACACAGCUAUCCUGUUGGCUUCUAUUAUGGUUUCAAAGUUUGUACUUUCUCUGCGGGUGCAGUUAAAUAUUGAAGGACUGUGUAAUGGCAGAGCUUUGAACCAAAAGAGGAUUAUGAGCCUACUGGAUUGAAGUUAAAAUCUAAGAACCUACAUUUAGAGUUGUGUAUUUUUCUCAUCCCAGCUCCUUGUACUGAUACUUACCCUGAGCAGAGUAAAUGGUAAGUACUGACACUGUCCAACAUUAAGAUGUACAUAGCCUAUCUUUUGUCUCAGAAGCCAAGAAAUAAUAAAAUCAUAUAAAAUAAGAGAACCAAUGUUUAAUAGGGACCAUGGUGCUCUCUAAGAAUCUUGAUAUGAGGUGUCAUAAAAUACGCUUUCAGUAAUAUGCCUUCCUCAGUAAGGUAAAGAAAAAUUAAGGCCAGAUAAAUCAAGUGCUGUGAAUUUGAAACUCACAGAGAAGCAUUGAUUUAGGGUAGAUUUUCAGGCAUUCAAGACAGCCUCAGUCUCAUGAGAGACUUGAAUUCUUUAAACUGUAUUGCCAAAGGAAGAAGUUAGUGAAGGAGGGAAAAAAAAAAAAAAAAAAAAAACUCUGAUUCUCUUGAACUCUUCCAUUGUGGUAAUAUAAUGAUCUCAAUUGGAGUUUUUUGUUGCUGCUUUAAAAUUUUUUUCCCACUCUACAUACCUAUUCAGAAGUUAGUGCAUAACUUAUUUUGCAUUCAAAUUUCUCUUUUCCUCCCCUAUUCACAUUGAUCUGCUUCCUUUUGUCUUGUUAUUCAGUUCUCCUUUUCCCUUUCUGCCCUUUAUAUCUAGUUGAUUGACUCUCCCCAACCCUCCCAAUGUAAUGGACAUUGCUAUAAGUGGCUAUUACCAACCACAAGAGAACUUAACAUAUGCUUUGAGGAGCAUUUAUCCCACUAAAACUUCUGUAAGUUUGGGUAAAGGGCUACCCAGGUCCAUAUGCAGUGUUAUAGAAUCUGAGGUACAGUUUCCAGUUGGUAACCCCCAUUAUCCACAACCAAAAAACUAGAGAUUAAAAUUUCUUUACUACUACUAUAGAGGCUUGACUAGAUUCCCUUUCAGACUGUAGAGCACUCAUCUUCAGUUCUGACCACAAGGGAUUCCAUAUAAAAAAGCAGAAGGGAUUGGGGCAAAAGGUAUGCUGUCAUGCCAUUCAAUUUCUAUCAUGCCCUGCCAUUCAAUUUCUAUCCUGCCCUCUGCACUUGCUGCUUUCAGAAGAUACAUCUAAAGAUACAAAGUCUGAUUUUGAUUAUGAUGCCUUAAUCACUGGGUUUACAAUUAAUGUUGACUGUUUUAGACUGUAAGCUCCUAGAGAGCAGGAUUGCUAUAGUAGGGAUAUUUUAACAUUGUUGUGUGCUAAAGAACAAAAUAAACAUUUUGAUUUUGUGA